Molecule: messenger RNA, 1487 nt
Organism: Centruroides sculpturatus (bark scorpion)
Lineage: Eukaryota; Metazoa; Arthropoda; Arachnida; Scorpiones; Buthidae
Gene: Dd
Product: CTD nuclear envelope phosphatase 1A-like
Exons: 8
Coding region: 258-986 (242 amino acids)
Molecular function (GO): protein serine/threonine phosphatase activity
Source: RefSeq, a predicted model, not a curated record
CCGACCAACCUGAGUCUCCAAUUGAGUCGGAUAAUCGAUGCUCUACUGUAGUUAAAUUGUGGUUUGAUGUUUUCAACAUGCUGAAAACAAGUGAAAGUGAAUGUCCGAACUUUGAGAAGCUGAUGGAGUUCCUUUUUAGCUUGCUAGGAUCAACAGCUCCAGUUUUUUCUUUGAUGAACUAGGUUUGGCCUUGUGAUCAGAACAAACUUCUAAAUGAAGAUGUUGAAAAUGUUCUACAAAUCAAAGUGAACUUGAAUAUGGACUGCCUCCAGUUUUAUGAAUCGAUUAAAGACAACAUAGCAUUUUUAAAGAUAGUUUAUUCCUCUGAAAAAUAUGAAGAAUUAUUAGAAAUGGUGAUUCAAUAUCAGACGAUAAAGUAUGAAAUUCAAGCAUUAUCACCACUUUCCAAACACAGACUGAAUUUGGUGAAAAGAAAGAUUCUUGUAUUAGAUUUGGAUGAAACAUUAAUUCACUCACAUCAUGAUGGAGUGAUAAGACAAAUGGUAAAACCAGGCACACCUCCUGAUUUUGUUUUAAAAGUGACUAUAGACAGACAUCCAGUUCGAUUUUUUGUGCAUAAAAGGCCACAUGUGGAUUAUUUUCUAGAUAUUGUAAGUCAAUGGUAUGAACUAGUAGUUUUUACUGCUAGUAUGGAAAUAUAUGGUGCUGCAGUUGCUGAUAAAUUAGACAAUAAUAGAGGAAUUUUAAGAAGAAGGUAUUAUAGACAGCAUUGUACAUUUGAUUAUGGGAGUUAUACAAAAGAUCUAUCAGCAAUAACCCAAGAUCUUUCAAGCAUUUUUAUUUUGGAUAAUUCACCUGGUGCCUACAGGGCAUAUCCAGAUAAUGCUAUACCCAUCAAAUCUUGGUUUUCAGAUCCAACUGACACUGCACUUUUAAAUUUAUUACCAGUAUUAGAUGCAUUGAGGUUUACCAGUGAUGUCCGGUCUGUUUUAAGUAGAAAUCUUCAUUUGCACAACAUAUGGUAGUCAAGAAAUGAAUUUAUGCACAAGCAUGUUGUGGCCAUAAAUUAUUCACCCGAAGGUUCCUAGAAGUUUUGGAAAAGAAAAGUUAACCCAUAAAUGGAUUACUCAGUGGUGAUAUCUGAAUAUUUGCCUUUAUACGGCAAUUGAGAUUUUGAAAAUAUGAUUGUUAAAGAAAAUUGGACGAACAGUAUAGACUGCUAUAUGUCACUGCCAAUGUGUCAAUAUUUUUCAGAGACCAUAGAUAUUUGUUUUCUAAUAAAAUGUCAUUCAUUUUCAAAUGAAAUAUUUUAGAAUGAGAAAGAAAGGUGGAACAAGUGAAGUUGGGAUUUAAUAAAUUUAUGUAAAUAAAAAAUGAAGAGAAAAACAUAAAAUGCAUAUGAAAAUUACUUGUAUUAUGUUAUUGCUUGUUAGUAUGAUCUACAGAAAAAGGAUAGUCUUUAUAUUUCCAUAUUUUAUUAUUUUAUUAAAAAACAGUAAAAAAUGAAACAAAAUUGAAUUGCUACU